Molecule: messenger RNA, 6032 nt
Organism: Zalophus californianus (California sea lion)
Lineage: Eukaryota; Metazoa; Chordata; Mammalia; Carnivora; Otariidae
Gene: CNIH3
Product: cornichon family AMPA receptor auxiliary protein 3
Exons: 6
Coding region: 933-1400 (155 amino acids)
Biological process (GO): vesicle-mediated transport; regulation of AMPA receptor activity
Cellular component (GO): synapse; dendrite
Source: RefSeq, a predicted model, not a curated record
GCCGGGAGCCCGAUGUGGGACUCGAUCCCGGGACUCCGGGAUCAUGACCUGAGCCGAAGGCAGUCGCUUAACCAACUGAGCCACCCAGGCGCCCCGAAUGGGUAUUUUAAAAAAGUAAAGUGUGUCAGGACCAGAAGAAUACAGUUCAAGGUGAUAUUAUGAAACAGAUCUGUUUGGCACCUGUAGGCGUUGGGAGUUGCAACUCUCAAUACUGUGGUCAUCGGAAGAGCUUUGGGUACGUCUUUUCACUGGGGGGCUAUGGUAUACCUUUGACAAGUUUUGAAAGGAGAUUUUCGUAGAGAAAGUGGAACAGAGAGAGGACAUGGGACCCCUCUCUCCCCCUUGCCCACAGCAGAGCUACUAAAAGGAGGAUCAGUUUGUUUAGACCCUGAGUCCAGUUGUCCAAAAGGCUGGGCUUUGGGAACUCUGCACCGAUUUCCUGGAGGAUUACCUCGAUCUGCCCACGGGCCAUCAUGCAACAGGGCUCGGGGAAUCGGACCUCGGGGUUCCUCUGCCACUUGUUGACUUGACCCUGACGUUGCCUCGAGGACACCCACUUCUUAUUUGGGGAAAUAAACUGCAAAUAAGCCACAGCCCAAACAGACCACACUCGUGGUUCCCUGGACAAGAGGUGCUGUGUUCUACCUGCCCAGUACUGCAGACGGUCCGCCGCUGGGCUCAUCCCUGCUCGUGAACUGCCUUCUGGUCUCUGCUUCCAGCCGUCCUUCAACUCCACCAUCUAAUACUUCUUUUGUGAAGCCAGGAGGCUCCGUAAAGGUUAAAAAUAAUUCAGCGAUGUUGUGCUGCGCAUAAUUGGCAGGUCGUGAGCCAUCUGGAGAGCAGGAGAACCAGUUCUCUUGCUUCUCUUGGUUUGGUCUGUUUACUCUGCUGGUGCCCGUCCCUGACGCUUGGGCUGGGAGACCUGCUGAGGAAUGCUUCCUCUGGGGUUCCGACGGGCACGGCUAUUUGUCAUGGCCUCAGAAGCUGCUUGGGGGCAGAUCAUUGCCUUCGAUGAGUUAAGGACGGAUUUUAAGAGCCCCAUAGACCAGUGUAACCCUGUUCACGCAAGGGAACGUCUGAGGAACAUCGAGCGCAUCUGCUUCCUCCUGAGAAAGUUGGUGCUUCCGGAAUACUCCAUCCACAGCCUCUUCUGCAUCAUGUUCCUGUGCGCUCAGGAGUGGCUCACCCUGGGGCUGAAUGUCCCUCUACUUUUCUAUCACUUCUGGAGGUAUUUCCACUGUCCAGCGGACAGCUCGGAGCUCGCCUACGACCCGCCGGCAGUCAUGAAUGCGGACACCUUGAGCUACUGUCAGAAGGAGGCCUGGUGCAAACUGGCGUUCUAUCUGCUGUCCUUCUUCUACUACCUUUACUGCAUGAUCUACACGCUAGUGAGCUCUUAACUCAGACCGCGCACGUCCUCCGAGGCUGAGUUCGCAGGAGCCGGGCCCAGACGGGGACGCAUGAGAGACAGCUGCGGACUGAGGGUUUCUGCAGCAGUGGUGGGCCAAGGGGCCGUGCACUCGGGGUGCGGUCCCUUCGGGACCAUGGGCCCUCUCCUGGGCGAGGACUGCUGCUUCCUGAGCAACACGCACCUCUGCGACAUCUCCGUGCCGUGCACGCGGAGCCCCGGGACCGCGGGGUGACAGGCUGACAGGCUGCACGGGGCCUGCCCAGGACGGAAUGACCCAGGAUCCAGGCCGAGUGUGUGGCACUCCCUGAGCCUCUCGUGUUUCUUCUGACUCCUGGCCAUGGCCCGCGCUUCCGUGGGACGGCCUGGAGGGCACAGACAUUGGCCUCUGAGCCCUGACCAGCCCCGAGCCCGCAGGCUGUUUGUGCACUCUGUGGUGGGAGAGCCGGCUCCGCGACGCCAGGAACACAGCGCGAGGCCGUCCGUCCAUCCUGAGUUAUGUCCAAAGUCAGGGGGAGGCGGGAAUCCGAGGGAAGAAUGAUUUUGUAAAAUGUUCACAGGUUCAAAGUGUUAGUUCUUGGCCCCCACGAACUGUAUUCUUGGGCUGUCAAUCCAGAGCACCACAGAACCCAUGAGCGCAGAUCGAUGGCUCCACACUGUCACAGCCGCCCCGAGUCGAGGACCCCGAGCAGCCACGCGCCCAGAAAGCACUGUGAUCCCUGCGCUGUGCCCGUGUGGCCGGCGGCCAGGAAGUGACACGGCAUGGUCAUAUGUUGCUGCAUCAUUCACGCGGGGACAUUCGCUUGUUGAGAAUUUUCCAUUUGACAGUCUGUCCUCUGUGGGUAGCCAUUGUUCUAGGAGCUUGUAAAUAAUGAUAAGGCUGAGAUGUUCCACGUUUGAAUUGGGCACAGUGAUUUCCACCUUGUUCCCCGAACUUGCUUGCUUGCUUCUGUUGGACACACACAGGCUGCUUAGGUAUAUACCUGUGUCUGGCUCCCGGCGGAGGCCCGUGACUCCGGUUUAUGAAUGAUGGUGUGACAUGCUGUGCGCACGUUUGCAUGCGGUGGCCGGUCCAGUGUCUCACCUACCUGACUGGUCUCGUUUAAACCCCAUGACAGGCUGCAUUCGGCUCUGCAGGGUUGGCACAUUAGAAAAAAAUCUUCCAAAAGGCGUUUUGCUUCUAAAAAUUGUAUAGAGAACAAAACUCAGACUUCCGCUCUGAGGCUGAAGGUAUAAAACCAGGGGAUUCUGGGCAGUAUUUUGGGGACCAGACUCCCCUUUGUCCAGGCUGGGUAGCUGGGGCUGGGGGGCGAGCUGCCUAUGGGGCCAGCUGGCCUUGUCUCUGACCCCAUUCCUGAGAAGACCGGCUGCGACAGCCCUUGACCUGCCAUACUUCUCACUCUGGAGCUGCUUUGUUUGCUGUUGUAUUUUGCCUCCUUCCAGAGAGAUGCGAAGUGGUCCGUAAUAGCAGACACAGGUACACAGGGACCACUGAAAUGGAAGUAGGGAGCUCAGACCCAUAGAGGAGGACCACCGACUUCCCGAGGUUCUGAUUCCUGAGACGGAACCUUGAACAUUGCCUUCUCCGCAGUGAAGGGUAGCCCACAUUUGCCUAGGUUGCUUUCAUGUCCUCUUUGACCUUCCUCACGGUCCUAUGAGGUCGAUACUCUUCUUUUUCCCAUUUUCUAAGGGAGGAGGCAGAAGCUGAGAAAGGGUAAGCGACUUACCCGUGGUCACUCAGCAGCCACAGACCUGCCUUUACACCCAGGUCAUCUGACUUCAAAACCCCAUGUCCUUUCCAUCACCGAGAGCCAGCGAAGUAGCUUAGGCCCCUGCGACAGUUGGAUUAGCGUACACUUUUGGAGAAAAGGAGAUUUAAAGACACAGAGCUAUAGACAAAGUGCCUGGUUUCUGUUCCUUCUGUGCAGGCCUCAGCCUUGCUUUGCCGUGGUGGGUUCUUCCCCGGGGGGUCCCCUGAAAGCUGGAAGAGCUGCAAGGGCACGAACACCCCAGUGCUCCCCUCCCACAAGCUGCGAACCCGAACCAUCUCCGCUGGUCUGGUGGGGGCUUGAGCUGGUUUUCGGGUCCUGCGAGAGCUAAUCAUGAGCGCAGGGGUGAACAGCUGCUGGAGCCGCGCUGGGUGCCAUGACCUCGCCUGGCCCACGGCGACCCCACAAAGCAGGUUGGGGUUACCGACCAGGAAGCCAGGGAGGCUCGGGUGGGUGAGCCUGCCCCAGGGACCGAGCCAGACCGGGGCUCAGGGCUGCGCCUGAGUGGGGGAUGGUGACCACAGCUCUGAACCGAGGUGUCGGCCGUUACUCCAGGCACUCGCCUCCUUGUGGCACUGUGGGGUCGACAUUACCUGUGUUUAUAGAUGAUGAUGUUCUGGGACCUCAGAGGCCCUCAGCGAGGGAGGGGCGGGCAGAGCUGGGGCCAGCAUCGAAGCCCGGUGUGCCCCCCGCCCCAUAACGUUGCCUGCUGGGAUAUCUUCACCUGUCCAUGUUUGUCCCACAGUCGGGGGGAGGGCAGAGCAGGGGACAGUGCCCUGGGUACAUCCCAAAGCGCUGAUGCACGGCUCUCCCUGCCCGGCACGGCUCUGGGCACCGGGAGAGAGGUUCUCAGGGGCGCAGGCAUCAGGGAAGGUGCCGUGGGGACCCGAUUCCCGUUUCCUUGGAGAGGCAGAGCCAUAGGCCUAGCUGUGCCCAAAGGGGCAGAGCAGAACUUGGGGGGGUCACUUUCCACGUCACUAAGUGAGGUGGAUGAUGACACCCACUACACUGACCUGUUAGAUUAAAUGAGGUCAUAUUUGCAAAGAACCGGGAAGAGUGCCCUGCACGUGGGAAGUCAGGUAAGAGAUGCCCCCUCUGUGGGAGGUGGGUCCCCCUCGCUGUCCUCACUGUGCCCUGUGUGCAUCCAGGUCCAGGGCCUCUGGAGGGAGGGGGACAUCACCUGGACCAGCUGCCCUCCUGAUGCCUUGUUCCGGCCGCAGUAUCCUGACCCCUCUUCCUCGAGCCGUGCUCUCCAGCCUGUGAUGGCCGCCCUCCAACGCUUGCUGCGUGCAGGCCCCGUGCAGGGCAUGUGCCCCGUGCAGGGCAAGGUCUCACCUUAACCCCCACAACAAUAUCGUGAAGUAGGGGCCGUCCCUGGGUCCGGUUCAUCGUUGAAGUACUGAAGCUGGUGGAGGUUACGUGAGUGAUGGUGACCAGUGAUGCAUGGAGCCUCGACUCCAACCCACGUCUCUUUGUCCCCGGGGCCUUGGGCACCUUGCAUUCCUGAAGGGGUGAUGCUGGACAGGGCUGGGGGAGGGAGAACGGGAGGGACGCUGUCCCAGGAGUGUGGCUGGCGCACCUGCUGUCUCCAUAGCCGGUAGCUCAGGGUACAUGACCUGGCGUUCGGGAGGGUCUGAGCUACGGGGUCUUGUGCAAGCUUCCUGAAGUUUCUGAGACUGAGCUGUCCCGUCCGUAAGGUGGGGCAAGACUACCUCCCUUGCUAGCGUGGUCGCGAUCAUCAAAAGUGAGUUAUGUGCGUAGGGCUUGUGCAGGGGGCUCAGCGCACCCUGGUGCUCAGCGCUCGGCUUCCCUCCCCCCCACAGAUGUGAAGGGAGCCUUCCUGGAAUUGAACGCUAGCUGCCCCCCAGUCUUGCGGCCGGCUGGCACAGAGCUCAGCCCUCUCGAGACCUCCUCUGUGCUUCCUGUUUGUAGGCUUGGCCAUUGCACUGAUGUUGAAUGAAGUUAUCGCUGUUGGGGCAGUUUUGUUCUCUCUCUCGAGAGGCGAGUGGAGCUGCUUUGACAACUGCACAGACCCCUCCUAACCCUUCCUGUUCCUGGGCUGGGGCUGCUCCUUUCCAAACUGUGCGCUGGUGUGAGCAGUCCGGGUUUCAGGCGUCCUGGGCUCCGAGGCUUAGGCAGAGGGCUGCAGCCGCUGUGCUCACCGGGGCGCGCCCAGGAGCCGGGCAGGGUAGCAGGCCCCCCGGGCUUUGCCCCACAUCACCACGGCCGUUUCUGCUCCUGUUCAGCUCUGCUCAGAUAGCUCUGGGCGCCCCAGGAGUGUCUUCCUGUGCUGAACCUGACCCCUCGGCCACCAUGUGACGCCCACGUGGGCUUCCUUCCCAGCUGGCGAGUGCUGGGCUGUGGGAGCCGCUUCUUACCUUUCUUAGGGCUCUUGCUCUGAGCACGGCCCUCAUGAAAAUGGCUUACGUAAGCUCACAAUGAAAUAAAUCAUAUUCAAAACAAAGGUAAUGUAGAGUCAAAACUCACCACCUCCUGGUUAUUUCAGGAUAUCUUGCUGUGCCCUGUGCUCUGUGCUGUGCUCAUGGGGGAUCGCUAUGUGUCUUCCCUGGGGUGCCCUGGCAACUUGAGAUCGACCCGGUCGGAGCGUGCGCACCUGCAGCAGAUCGCGUGCCCUCCCCUGCCUUGCAUGCCUCCCUCAGGCUCAUUGCUGGAUGUUGGGUACCUCAGUACCCAGGGUUCACGUCCGCCCGUCCACGGCAUGGCCACACUCCAGGAGCCCGUGGCCACGUGGCAGCUGGUGGCCAGCCCUGCCAAGGGCGUAUGCACCAGAGCCCAGUGUCCAGGGCCCUCGGGGCCGGACCUGCCUCCCACACUGGUAGUGACACCAGUGGCUC